AGCAAGAAAUUAGACCUUUCAGGCAGAGUCAAUUAAAUUACUCGUGGUAGUUUUGAGUCUGAUGUCACAGUCGUAAUCGUUCUCCGCAGUCGAAUUCUUCACGUUGAGAAGUUUGGAUGUAGAUAUUGUAGAUAAUAAUUGAAGAAAAAUGUUUCAGAUGAUUUAUAUUUAUUUUACGAUUAUCGUAGUUUUCGUCGGUUUAAAAAAUUUUAAUUGUGAACAAUUAGAUUUUAGUAGUGUACCGACAACCGUGAAAACUUAUAAGACUUCUGCUGUGCUUUUACCGUGUUAUUUGGAUACGAAAAAUAAUGAUGGUGCGCAAGGAAUUCGAGUAAAAUGGUACAAAGAUAAUAAUUUAUGGGCGGACAGUGGCCAACAAGAUUUUUUACCACCUUUGAGGUUUAAAUUAUGGGGAAAUGGAUCCCUCCAGGUCGUCGAUAUUCAACCGGAUGACACCGGAAAAUAUACGUGCGAAAUUAUUAGAAGUGAACCUUGGGCUCCUGUCAGGCAAACUCACGCUAUUGAAGUUUUACAACCCCCAGUUAUCCUUCCACAACCUCCGAGUAGGUACUUGGAAGUAAAAUUAGGGGAUGAGGUCGAAAUGGGGUGCAUAACAGGGGGUGUUCCAGCUCCUAUUGUAUCUUGGACUCACAAUGGAGAACCUCUUCAAUUAAUUAAUAACCGAAAUAUCCUCAAAUUUAAUGUUAGCGAAAGACAUUUUGCUGGGAUAUACGAAUGUAUUGCGAUGAAUGGAGUUGGAGAUUCUGUUAGGGAUAAAAUCGAAUUAAAAGUUUUAUAUCCACCGGAAAUUUCAACAUCAAAAACUUGGAUUCAUUCGGCGCCAGAUUUAAAAGUUCAACUUGAAUGCAAAGUAAACGCGGUUCCAAAACCCACCGUUUCUUGGUUUAAAGGAGAAAAACUAUUAAAAAGAACAGAUAAAAGGAUAAUACAAUUUUUAGACGGAAAUAAGCACAUAUUGUUGAUUAAAAAAAUAAUUAAAAGCGAUUUUGGUUUCUACACUUGCAAAGUAUCCAACGAAAUUGGUGUUCGAACAAUCGAAUAUCAACUUUCCGAAAGUUUUGUAGGAGUUCCGAAUCCGGUUGUUUUUAAAACCGCCGAAAGUGAAAAUGAUAAAGAUUCUUAUACGUUUAUAUGGGAAGUGGAAAGUUAUACGCCAAUUAUCGAGUACAAUUUACGAUUUAGACCACUUAAACCAAACUCUGCAUCACAUAAAACCACCAACGAAUGGACUGUUUUAACGAUUCCGACUGAACAUCGAAGUAAUUCUCACGUUUAUUCGAAAAAGUACACUUUGAGGGGACUAAAAGAAAGAGUAAUUUAUGAAAUACAAGUGUUAUCGAGAAAUCGAUAUGGCUGGUCGAAACCUAGUGCUGUAUUAAGAUUUUCUAUCAACGGAGAAGAAGUUACCGAAGAAGUUAUUACUUCAGUUAUUACCGAACCAGAAAAUAACAUUGAUAAUGUUACUCCUCUAGAAAUAACAUCGGGAGGUAUUAAUUUAAGUCUAAAUUCCUGGCUUUAUAUUAUUAUUAGUUUAAAUGUAAUAUUUAAGUAAAAUUUAAAUUGUAAAGCAUUUAUUUAAAAAUAAAGAAUCACUUGAU
Onthophagus taurus is the source of this 1619-nucleotide messenger RNA. Its product is annotated as neogenin. The record is from RefSeq and is a predicted model, not a curated record. NCBI's taxonomy places the organism in Eukaryota, Metazoa, Arthropoda, Insecta, Coleoptera, Scarabaeidae. Gene Ontology annotation, molecular function: axon guidance receptor activity; protein binding. Gene Ontology annotation, cellular component: axon; plasma membrane; neuronal cell body. Gene Ontology annotation, biological process: homophilic cell-cell adhesion; synapse organization.